CCCGACGGGAGGCGAGCCGCCCUCACCGGAGCUCGGCUCCCUACCUGAGCACGACGGUGGCGCCUCGGCACGCGCGUCGUCGCCCCUCCAGCUGCCGGCCGCGGACAUGACCAAUUAGCCUCUUCCUAGGCUGGGAUUUGCUUGCAGAUUUUCUUCAUGGAAGCGAUGUCCCCCCAGCAGGAGACUCUAGGUGGGCAGCCUGGGCGCUCCUCUUCCCUGACAGGAGUGUCACGAAUCGCGGGAGGCCCCGGCACCAAGAAGAAAAUGAAAACACUAGCAGAAAGGAGAAGGAGUGCUCCAUCUCUUAUCUUGGAUAAAGCUCUGCAAAAACGGCCUAGUACCAGGGAAAGUCCUUCUGCUAGUGUUGACACAUGUGCAUUUCUGUCAUCAUUUAUGUGCUCCAGUAGGACUCUGCUAAUUGAUGGUCGGGCAGAACUCAAAAGAGGCCUGCAGAGGCAGGAGAGGCAUCUUUUUCUAUUCAAUGAUCUGUUUGUUGUGGCCAAAAUCAAAUAUAAUAAUAACUUUAAGAUAAAAAAUAAAAUUAAAUUAACUGAUAUGUGGACAGCAAGCUGUGUGGAUGAAGUGGGAGAAGGUAACACCAAUGCCAUGAAAUCCUUUGUCCUGGGCUGGCCCACAGUGAACUUUGUGGCCACUUUCAGUUCUCCAGAACAGAAGGACAAAUGGCUCUCACUUCUUCAGAGAUACAUCAAUCUAGAGAAAGAAAAGGACUAUCCGAAGAGUAUUCCCCUCAAAAUCUUCGCCAAAGACAUUGGGAACUGUGCUUAUUCUAAAACUAUAACAGUAAUGAAUUCAGAUACAGCGAGUGAAGUUAUCAACAUGUCAUUAUCAAUGCUAGGGAUAACUGGCUCUGAGAGAGAUUACCAGUUAUGGGUCAAUUCUGGAAAAGAAGCAGCACCAUAUCCACUCAUUGGGCAUGAAUAUCCCUAUGGAAUUAAAAUGAGCCAUCUUCGAGACACUAUUCUUCUGGCACAGGGAUCAAAGGACUCUGCCUCCCCUGCCAACCUGCAAGAGCCCUUCCUUAUGGAACAGCUGCCCCGAGAGAUGCAGUGUCAGUUCAUCCUGAAGCCCAGCCGCCUGGCUGUGGCCCAUCAACUGAGUGAUUCUGGUCAGAAGACAUUUAAAAGGAGAAGAUCUAUCAUACACUGGGCCUUUUGGCGGGGUUCUAGCACUCAUCUGGACAACUUGCCUACGUCACCAACAUCUCCUAUGUCGGGACAGCUCUUUGGAGUGUCUCUCCCAGAUGUUUGUGAGAAUGACAACCUGCCAAAACCUGUCUUGGACAUGCUUUUCUUUCUUAAUCAAAAAGGCCCCCUCACAAAAGGCAUCUUCAGACAGUCAGCCAAUAUGAAGUCCUGCAGAGAGCUAAAAGAGAAACUGAAUUCUGGAAUUGAAGUGCACCUAGACUGUGAAUCUAUUUUUGUGAUAGCGUCUGUCUUAAAGGAUUUUCUACGAAAUAUUCCAGGAAGUAUUUUUUCAUCAGAUCUCUAUGAUCACUGGGUCUGUGUAAUGGAUCAAGGAAACGAUGAAGAGAAAAUAAAUACAAUUCAAAGGCUACUAGACCAGCUUCCAAGAGCCAAUGUUGUUCUCCUAAAGUAUCUGUUUGGGGUAUUACGUAACAUUGAGCAACAUUCCUCAUCCAAUCAGAUGACUGCAUUUAAUUUAGCAGUAUGUGUAGCUCCAAGCAUUCUUUGGCCUCCUACUUCCUCCAGCGCAGAACUAGAAAGUGAAUUUACAAAAAAGGUUUCCCUGCUUAUACAAUUUCUGAUUGAAAAUUGCUGUAGGAUAUUUGGAGAAGAAAUCACUUCCCUCCUGGGAGAAGUUUCAGUGAGAUGUGACACUAGAGAGAAUGUCCCAGAUAUCUCUUGCUUCCAACUGAAUGACUCCUCCUAUGACAGCUUGGAAAAUGAAUUAAAUGAGGAUGUUGAUGCUCCAUGUAGUGAUUUGGUAAAGAAACUUGGUCAGGGUAGCAGAAGUAUGGACUCUGUCUUAACCCUAAGUGACUAUGACCUUGAUCAGCCUGAGGUGGAAGGUCUUUUAACCUUGAGUGAUUUUGACUUAGACCAUUCUAAAGAUGAAGACAUUCAAAUGAAGCAGCCUCUUGAGACAAAGCCGGUGAACAUUUCAGGAAUGUAUAGAAAGGCUGCACUGGGGGAACAUGCCAGGGCCCCAUCUGGCACUUGUUUACCCAGCUACCUGUCCACAACUACAACAGAUGCUCCAAAAAUCCUGCGGCGACACCGCCGCUGUUCAGAACCGAGCAUUGACUACCUAGACUCAAAGCUUUCCUAUCUCAGGGAGUUUUACCAGAAAAAGCUACGCAAGUCCAGCUGUGAUGUAAUCCUUUCUCAAAAAGAUGAGGACUGUCUGAAGCAGAAUCAGUCUCUCCAGGAAGAGGGUAGGACAUGUUCAGUAACAGGCACUGAUGUCAAUGAGAAGAAUGCCACAAAUCAGAACAUUAAGAAGAAAAGCUUCUCUGGUAAUGAAGGAAAUCAUGUGAAACUUUUCACUAAGUCUAAGCCCAUGGCCAUUUCUGUGGCAUCUUAUAGUCAUAUACCCUCCCGGGAUCAUUCCAGGAACCAAACCUUUGAUCCAGAUUCAUCUGGAUACUCCCCACCACACACAGCAGAUGCCCCCAAGAGUUCAAGGACACAUCGGCGCUGCUCAGAGCCUAACAUAGAUGACCAGAACUGCAAACUGACCUAUCUCCGAGGGAUUUAUUCAAAGAAACAACAUAAAACCAGCUGUGAAGCUGGUCUCUUGCAUGGAGAGGAGGAUUAUCUCAAACGGCAUAAGUCUUUGCAAAUGGAGGGGCAAAAGCUUAUAAAUCAGAGUUUAGUCAUGGGGAUUGAGGUGGGCAAGAGCAGUUCCACAAACCAAAGCACUGAGAAGGUUUUACCCCCUAGACUAAACCUUGGCCCCCGAGCCAGCUAUUCCAGCUUAUCUUCGCCAGGCACUUCCCCAUCUGGCUCUUCAGUAAGCUCCCAGGACAGUGCUUUUUCUCAAAUUUCUGAACAGUCUGUGUUCACGCCCACUGAAACUUCCUCUCCAAUAGAUUGCACUUUUCAGGCUCAAAGAAAGCAAGAAGAGCUUUCUUCUGACUUUAGUAGUUCUAGCUUCAUUUCUGGAAUGCCUGGUCCCUCAACAGGGCAGGCCAGCAAUCAACCAGCUUAUACAAAAAAGGACAAUACUGUAGAGUGGCAUUCACAAAUGCAUUCUGUAACUCUUCAUCCCAGCACAUGGUUGAGAAAUGGUGUGGCCAGUUUGAAAAACUGGUCUCUCAAAAAGAAAGUAAAGGCAGCCAGACCAGAGGAAAAGAAAAUCUGUUCCCUAAAAGGACCCUUGGAGUUACCUCCUCAUGCUUCUCAUGCCAACUCACUGCAAGAAAGACAGAAAGACAUACCCUUCCAGGUAGCUGAAGGAUUUGGAGCUAUGCAGACAGCCCAAUGGUAUAGUUCUUAUCCCUGUCAUGAUUCAGAGAAACUCUGUGGCUCUCCAUUCAGCCUAGUGGAAAGCAAACUCAAGCUUUGUACAAAGUCCCACGAGAGAGGAGAGAGGGGAGGGCACUCUUCUGCUGGUCCCAUGGCUUGGGGAAGGGCCUCAACCAACUCUAUAACUGUGGAAGAUGUGGACAGCCCAGAUGCAGGGCCUGUAGUGGUGUGUGAUGAUGGGGACAGACAUUUAACCAAAGACAUUUAACCACAGUAAGAGUCUGAUGUCUGCAAGAACAGAAACUUAGCUAAUAAUAACAUAAAGACAGUAAUUAUUAUGACCUCUUUUUAUAAAAUAUCUGGGAUAGGUAAUAUAAGGAUAAUCAUUGCUAAUACUUAGGACAACAAAACACUUCUUUCUAUUGAGACAACUUGUCAAAAACUGUAUACUAAAAUUUUCAGCAUCUAAUAUUUUGGAGGUUUUUCCUUUUUAAAACGUGGGAUUGAUCCUGUCAUGAGAUUUUAAGAGAUGCAUGCACAGGGCUAGAGAAAGUGCCCUCUGUAGAAGCCUACCUGUGUCAACAAGUCUGAGAUCAGUGUUGUGAGAAGACCAACAUAUCAUAAAUUGAAGAAUCAGAGACAGAGAGAAAAGGGAAUGGUAUAAAGAAACCAUCCACUUUCUGUGGAAUGUUUUUAAAUAAGUAGGCAAGAAAAAAGACCACUAAUCAAAGCAUUAAGAAGAAAAGCAUGUAUGGUAAUGGAGGAAAUCAUGUAAAACCUUUCCCUAAAUCCAAACCUGUUGGUUCUAAGCAACUUCUUAUAGGUGAAUAGUUAGAUGCACAUCUCUUUUUAGUGAUAUGCCUCCAAAUUGGUUAGGGAGGCCUGAUAAUUUAUUUCCAGGUGAGGGGAUGUAACCGUUAUAACCUUUAAAGAAAGAGAAGAAAGGUCUAUGGAUAUAAUAUGAAAUAGAGAUCUAUAAACCAUGAGUCAAGAGACAAGAACAUGGUGUGGGGGAAAGAGUAUGAUUAAAAUGAUUAGGGCAAACAGGGUCAUGUCCCUUAGAGGUAGCACCUGUAGGUCCAAAGAGCUUAUGACACUGGCCAUCUCAGUCACAGAUGUGUGAAGUAGAUUUCACCUUAUAACCAACCACUCCCAUAUUAAUAUUAUAACCAACCACUCCCAUAUUAAUACUAUAUGUCCAUAUGCAUCUUUUAUGGUAUAAUUAAUAUAUUAAGUCAGCAGGGACUCCCCUUACCCUUAGGCAUACUACUGGCAGAAUUGCAAGAUGUGAAUGAAGCUUUUAGAGUGUCUUUCUGGAAUAACUUACUUCUGUACUUACCAAAAAUAAUAGUUAUAGCCUUUUUUCUUUCAUAUUGACAAAUAGAAAAAUUACCCACCUAAUUUGAAGCAUAGAAGAAAAUAGUUGCUUAGGUUCUUUAAUGACUAUUCCCACUCUGCUCCCUUAGAUACUUAAUGUGAAUAGUCUGUUAAUAUUGCUGUAAAGUAUUAUAUGAUUUGAAGCAGGUUACAUGUCAUUUUAUUAUACAUCAUCAAUCUGUAAUAUAUUAGACUGAUGCUUUAAAAUGCUUUGAGUUUGUAUAAUAUAUCUUGACAAAUUUUAUUACCACAUGUUAUGUAAUAAAUGUGUAUUUUUGUACUUGCAGAAACUGCUGCUAACUUUUAAAGUUGUUUGAUUUUCAAGGCACUGAUAAUGGAUAUGUAUGAAUUACAUGCUGUCUGUUAAAUAAAAUGCCAUUCUACAGA
Messenger RNA from Marmota monax (woodchuck), 5213 nucleotides. RefSeq names its product Rho GTPase activating protein 20 (gene Arhgap20). The coding region runs from base 157 to 3717 and encodes 1186 amino acids. Lineage: Eukaryota; Metazoa; Chordata; Mammalia; Rodentia; Sciuridae. The record is from RefSeq and is a predicted model, not a curated record. The transcript has 15 exons. Gene Ontology annotation, biological process: regulation of Rho protein signal transduction; signal transduction. Gene Ontology annotation, molecular function: GTPase activator activity.